AUGAGUGCCAUCAACAAGAUCGCGCCGAACAGCCCCUCGCGCGCCAGCCCUUCGGAGCUUGAGACCAGCAUUGCUGGUGCUCUUUACGACCUCGAGACCAACACCACCGACCUGAAGGCCGCACUCCGCCCCCUUCAAUUCGUUUCUGCAAGAGAGAUUGAAGUUGGCCACGGCAAGAAGGCUAUUGUCAUCUUUGUCCCCGUCCCAUCCCUUCAGGGUUUCCACAAGGUGCAGCAACGUCUCACCCGUGAGCUCGAGAAGAAGUUCUCCGACCGUCAUGUCCUGAUCCUCGCAUCCCGCCGUAUCCUCCCCCGCCCAAAGCGCUCCGCCCGCUCCCGCACCACCCUCACGCAAAAGCGACCCCGUUCGCGAACACUCACUGCCGUCCAUGACGCUAUCCUUGGCGACCUUGUCUUCCCCGUUGAGAUUGUCGGCAAGCGUCUCCGUACCAAGGAGGAUGGCACUAAGGUACUUAAGGUUAUUCUGGAUGAGAAGGAGAAGGGUGGUGUUGAUCACAGACUCGAUACCUACUCUGAGGUGUACAGAAAGUUGACUGGCCGUGGUGUUAAUUUCGAGUUCCCUCAAGGUGGUGCUACCGAGUACUAG
This is a messenger RNA of Venustampulla echinocandica, 606 nucleotides long. RefSeq names its product 40S ribosomal protein CRPS-7. Gene Ontology annotation, biological process: rRNA processing; ribosomal small subunit biogenesis; translation. Gene Ontology annotation, cellular component: small-subunit processome; 90S preribosome; cytosolic small ribosomal subunit. Lineage: Eukaryota; Fungi; Ascomycota; Leotiomycetes; Helotiales; Pleuroascaceae. The coding region runs from base 1 to 606 and encodes 201 amino acids. Gene Ontology annotation, molecular function: structural constituent of ribosome. The transcript is spliced from 3 exons. The record is from RefSeq and is a predicted model, not a curated record.